CAUGUAAUUGAUUCAAAGAUCUACACUCACUAGAAAAACGCAGACAAUUAACAAAUUUCUUCUAUUUUUACUCUCAAAUAACAGAUUUCGUGUUUUUAUAUUACGCCUUCUUUCUUCGCAAUUGAUCCCAUCGCCAUUUCAAAUACAUUCACUGAUAAGCUCCCUAGUUCUUGUAAUUCGUUGCCUCCCUAGUAUAAUGGCUACAGAGAUCACCGUCGCGCAGGAUGGGUCCGCUAACCACACCACUAUACAGCAAGCAAUAGACGCUGUGCCCCUCGACAACACUGCCAGGACCAUUAUACGGGUGGCACCUGGGGUGUACAAGCAACCGUUGUUCGUGGCUAAGUCUAAGAACUUCAUUGCCCUAGUGGGUUCAAUUCCAGAGAAUACUAUUAUCACCUGGAACAAUACCGCUAGCAAAAUCGAACACCACCUGGAUGCUGAGACAGUUGGGAAGGGUACGUUUGGCUGUGGAACUGUGAUAGUGGAAGCGGAAGAUUUUAUUGCUGAGAACAUCACUUUUGAGAACAAUGCUCCUGAGGGUUCACAUCAAGCUGUGGCAAUCAGGGUGUCAGCUGAUCGGUGCGCCUUCUACAAUUGUAGGUUUCUAGGGUUUCAGGACACUGUGUACCUUCACCGUGGAAAACAGUAUCUCAAAGAUUGCUAUGUUGAAGGAAGUGUGGACUUCAUUUUUGGGAACAGCACUGCUCUCUUCGAGCACUGUCAUAUCCACUGCAAGGCAGACGGUUAUGUAACUGCACAAAGCAGAAAGACUGCUGAGGAUUCAACUGCUUAUGUGUUCUUGAGAUGUGUGAUCACGGGUAAUGGAGGGAAUUCAUAUGCAUAUCUUGGACGUCCAUGGGGACCCUUUGGAAGGGUGCUCUUCGCAUAUACAUAUAUGGAUCAAUGUAUCAACCAUGCGGGCUGGCAUAACUGGGACAAAACUGAAAAUGAGGGUACCGCUUGCUUUUAUGAGUACAGGUGUUAUGGACCAGGUUAUGACAAAUCAAAACGAGUUGCAUGGUGCAAAGAACUGCCUGAUGAACAAGCAGAAGAGUUUUUGAGGCAUGCUUUCAUUGAUCCUAAUCCAGAAUCGCCAUGGCUUGCUCAAAAAUUGGCCCAUAAAACGCCAGUUUCUGCGUAGAAUUUUAGCAGUUAUAGCUGAUAAAUUAUCCAGCGAGCGGCUACUAUCUCAGUCCUCAGACACAAGCUUCCUGCAAAUAACUAGAGAAUUGAGGUCAUUAGGAUUUCUCUAAGCAACAAAUAAGGUGUAGUGCAAUGGUCUCACCUCAUUUGCAACAAUAACAGUGUCAGCUUUCUCACGCUUCCAAAGUGUGGCUUUCGGCUUUCCUUUUUUUAUUUUUUUUUCAAUAAAAAAAUGAGUCGAUAAUUGUUAUCAAGGUGUUUUUUGUGUAGUUCAAUGGAAUCAUAUUAUUUUAUAUUUUUUUAUUAUUAGAAAUUUUAAGG
Molecule: messenger RNA, 1467 nt
Organism: Manihot esculenta (cassava)
Lineage: Eukaryota; Viridiplantae; Streptophyta; Magnoliopsida; Malpighiales; Euphorbiaceae
Product: pectinesterase 31
Exons: 6
Coding region: 197-1144 (315 amino acids)
Biological process (GO): cell wall modification
Molecular function (GO): pectinesterase activity
Source: RefSeq, a predicted model, not a curated record